CUUGAAAACGUGCAGUGCAGUCGCUGUUCCGCUGCAUCCUGACGUAGAUACAUAACAGAAACACAUCCAUCACAAUGUAAGCGUUUAAUUAUCCAACGGAGCAUCGUCUCCCGCUGCGGACGCUCAGAGUGUUAACGACAAGACAAAUGCGGACGGUGAUGCGGCGAGCAGUGGGUGUGCGCUCCUGAAGACCGCCGUGGGUGAAGAGAGAAGAGGAGCUUCAUCCAACCAGUCUGUGAGCCACUACAGCAGCAGCAGCACACUUCACAGGAUUAUGUGUUUUUACUCCCUGCCGUUCUCCAUCCUCUCGAGGUUAAAGUCGACGGAAUCGACCGAAAGGACCCUGAUAUAUUAAAAACAUUUAUUUCCCCCAUCAGCAGCAUCAAGAUACAGGAGAAUCAAGAUGAAAUUUCCGACUGAGAAUCCAAGAAAGCCAGGGAACAUGAACCCUCCACCAGUGGAAGUCCAGACCAACCUGGUCCCCCCGAAGAAGGUGCAGCCAGGCAUGCUUCAGUUCAGCCUGGUGCACGCCAGCGUGGCCACCAUGCAGAACCCGAUGGGCUGCUCUCUGCCAAGACUUUCUGUCUCCUCCCGCCCCCCCAGCAUGGUGGCCAGCAUGGAGGCGGUGGCCGACGGCUCAGCCCCCUUCACCAUGAUGAAGCUGAAGACGGUGCUGGCAGUGUUUGUGGUGGUGGUGGCCUACCUGGUGGCAGGGGGCUUGGUGUUCCGGGCACUGGAGCAGCCCUUUGAAAACAACCAGAAGAUCACCAUCACAGCAGAGAAAGCAGCCUUCCUGCAGAAACACCCAUGCGUGUCCCCAGACGAGCUUGAGGCUCUCAUCAAGCACUCUGUGGAGGCUGUGAAUGCCGGAGUAAAUCCCAUAGGUGAUACCUCCUACAACUCCAGCCACUGGGAUCUGGGUAGUGCCUUCUUCUUUGCUGGGACUGUCAUCACAACCAUAGGGUAUGGUAACAUUGCCCCAAGCACUGAAGGAGGAAAGAUUUUCUGCAUUCUGUAUGCAAUAUUUGGAAUCCCACUGUUUGGAUUUCUCCUGGCAGGCGUUGGGGACCAGCUUGGUACCAUAUUUGUCAAAAGCAUCGCCAAGGUGGAGAAGAUGUUCCGGAAUAAACACAAUCAGAUCAGUCAGACUAAAAUCCGUGUGGCCUCCACUCUCCUCUUCAUCCUGGCUGGCUGCAUCUUGUUUGUCACUGUCCCAGCUGUGAUAUUCAAACACAUUGAGGGCUGGACGGCUCUGGAGUCAACAUAUUUUGUUGUCAUCACUCUGACAACAGUUGGAAUAGGUGACUAUGUUGCAGGGGGAGACAGAAGGAUUCAGUACCGGAAGUGGUACAGACCACUGGUGUGGUUCUGGAUCCUGGGUGGUCUGGCCUACUUUGCUGCAGUGCUGAACAUGAUUGGUGACUGGCUGAGGGUGCUGUCUAAAAAGACAAAAGAAGAGGUUGGAGGGAUCAAGGCUCAUGCAGCAGAAUGGAAAGCAAAUGUGCGAGCAGAGUUCCGGGAGACUCGUCGGCGUAUGAGUGUUGAGGUCCACGACAAGCUGCAGCGAGCUGCCACCAUCCGGAGCAUGGAGAGACGUCAGCUGGGCUUGGACCAGCGUGCCUUGUCCCUGGACAUGCUUUCCCCAGAGCGCCGUGCCAUCUUCAACAGCUUGGACACCAACAGCUAUAAGACUUCCUCCCAAGAGAGCAUCGACUCCAAGCUGAACAACCUUCGCCUGCGAGGGGCAGAGCAGUGCGACCGGAACUCCAACCACCAGACCACGUCUGAGGACAACAUUUUCAACCGCCUGGGCUCCGUGUCCAAGUUGGCCAAACGCAACAGGAACCGGGACCUGAAGAAGAACAUCCCGGCCGAGGCUCGCAGGCCUCACAGUGAGGCCUACGGCUGCAGCACGCCCACUUUUGACUGCAGCACAUCCACUGCAGAUGAAGGGAAAAGGAAGGACGAAGGAGAAGAUGAGAAUGAAGACAAAGAGUGCAACACUAGCUUGUCUGAUUUUCCGCUGUUUGUGGAUGCUUGCAAUGGGUUUAUUCCAGAGCAGACCAAAGAAAAUGAGAUUGGGAAAACACUUGAAACAAAAGAGCUGCAUAUUCAAAUGGAACCAUAGACUGUGUGUACUCCUACACGAGGAGGUUUUAAAUACCACCAUUAGUGCCUUUGGUCUCCUUUAUUAAUGUGUGUGCUUAAGCUGGGAUAACACGUGUCCCUUUGUGCUAUGUACUGUAAUGUCUACAUAUUCAAUAUGGACAUUACAGUACAGUGUGUGUCUUACUGUACAACCAACAUGUAGCUACUGGUUAUGAUGGAAACACAUUGUGGUUGUGUAAAUGCAAGAACUGGUAGGGUUUCUAAAAUCGUGCUAUGGCCAUAUAUAUAAAAAAUAAAAAAAGGUUAAAGGCUAUCAGUUAUGCAGCUUUGGCCAUUAUUUCUCUCAGUUAUGAUAACAUAGUACUCAAAUAACGCAAUAGCUGAGAUCCAGAUACUCUCCAUGAGAGAUAGGGGGUAGCAAAUUCUUUCCCUCAGUAUUUGUUCACUCAAUAUUCAGUGCUACAUAUACAGUAUAUAUGUGUAGUGUUCACUGAAUACCUUCUGCUUCAUGUUAAUCAGAAGUAAUAAACACAACUCCAUGUGGCCCAUGAGCACUUGCCAAAGUUUUCCCUCCGUUCUUCAUCUUCUGCACAUUGCACGCAGAUCUCUUGUACACAAGGAAUACACUGUUCAUUUGAGUAAAACAUUUACUUUUUGCAUCCACAUAGCCAGGAGGGUCUACAUGCAGCCCAAAAUUAUGCGCGACCAUCCACCUAUGCAGACACCCAAUGAAGGACAUCGUUGCCCAUUGUCUGUCUUCACAUCCAUUUUGGAGUUUAUCUGGCCCUCAACACACUUUCAUAUAACAGGCUGGUGUUUCACUCACUCAGUCACUUGCAUUUUGAAACGCAGACCCACUUGUGGAAAGCACUUUUGAAAACUUGUGUGUUUGUGUCUUACUGUACAACCAGCAUGGAGCUACUGGUUAUCCUCUCUGGACCUGCACACCGCUUGUUAAUGAGGUAAUACUAAAAGUAAAAACAGAAAAAUACUGUUGGAUUGUUUUUCCAAAACUUUAGCAGAUUUCGGAAGCAAACAAGAGCCUAACUUAUCAAUGAGGUGAUGGGUCCCUCCCAGGUGUCAGGCUAUUAAUUAUGUAGCAAAACUGACCUGAUGAUGCUGGAGUGGCAGAAUACAUCCCCUCUAAUUGUCAAACUGAAGACUUCGCCUUUGGAGGCGGAAUCAAGGAAGACAAGUUUUGGAUUUCUUGUUUCUAGCCUUGUCUGUCUUGGUUGUUUUGAUGUUGGUGUGGUCCCGUGUUUCAGCAAUUAAGUUAGUGAGUACAAAGUUGUCACCUCUGAUAUAAAUGAUGGCCAAAACUAUUUAUUACAACUAGACCCAAGUUGUAAUACAAGUGGGAAUAUCCUUAAACAUAGAAAGGGCUGUACAAGUUUUACAAGAUAAAAGCAAUGCAAAAUAAAAAAAUCUGAAAUUAAAAAUGCAUGCCAUUCUCAAAAUAAAUAAAAAAGUCCAUAAUAUGAAGUGUCACAUUUAAUGGACGCCAAUGAGAUGAUUGGAAGUACUUUAAUGAGGUCUAACAUGUGCUGUGACUCCAUAUAUGGCUCAAGUCAGAACAUAAGUAUUACACAAGAAUAAUGACAACCAAAAAUAAACCAUCCAAAAAAAGUUGCUGUGAAAGAGUAGAAAAGUAACACAUGAUUUAAAUGUAACACUUACUCUAUGUGUUUGUUGUCAUGCAGUGUCCAAUGUGAAUGAAAACAAGUCAGAACAUGUUGUGCGUUUUCCCCAAGCUAAGCUGUUGUCUCAGUACAAUGUCCAAAAAUGCUACCUAGAUCAUGACCUCUUUGAAUAUUAUCUCAGGGCUUGUUGUCCUAAUGUUUCAUGUUAAUAUUGUCUAACAAGUGCUGCAUUCACACUUUGAGAGGGGACAAUGACUGCACCGGCGCUCCAUGGAAAUGAAUGACAACAGAAUGUAAGAUAAGCCAUAAUGCAAAAGAAGGAACUGUUUCAUACUGUACAUGGAAUGCCAAUCAAGUGAUGGAUGGGUUUGAGAUUAUAAAGGGCACAGCUGUUACUGUGAGAGAGUGUUGGAGAUUUGGAUCCCCAGUAAGUUUCUGAAGGUACAUUUUGUAGCUUGAAUUUGGUUUGGUUUUACUCCUCAUCUACAACCUGGAAAAUCCAAAUAUUAACAACAUGUAAGGAGUCUGGAUGGAGCUGAGUUGGGACAAGCAAGCGGCAAGCGGCAAGUUGAUAUGCUUGAUAGGCUGAGAGACAUAAAAAACAUACUUCUUAAGACGCCUUAAUACCUGUUUGAUGGAUUCCUCAAACUCACCCUUAUGACGCAAAGAAGAAGGAAAAUUAGCUCUUGAGAACGACAUUUCCAGUGAAAAAGCUGUAUUACUGCAGAAAACACUUUUUGAAUGGAAUUCUAUGCAGGUGGAGAGUGUUUGCAGCCAGCAUCUAGUGACACUUAAGGCAUUUCGUUCUCGACUGCAGCUUUCAGCCAUGGUGGGGGCUACUUGAGCGUUCGAUGCUAUUCGUACAAAGUACUAUACAUUUUCGUCCUUGAAAUGUUUCAUUGUGGGAAUUGACACCACACACAUACAAGCUGUAGCAAGUGUGAAUGCAGCAAAAGCAAGGACUACGUGUGUUUUAAAAACGCUUCUAAAGGACCACAAAAUCUUACAAAGAAAACCAAUACAUGGAACAAAAAAGGCAUGCUAUAUUGCAAAACUAUAUUACGAUGUAUAUGGUGUUGAUUGUAUACCACCACAUGCUUCAGAGGAUGAUGCUUACCAUGGCAUUUUGUUUUUUUAACUGCCUUUGUUAAAAUGCACACACUGCACAUGCUCUGUACUUGGACAUCGCUUACAGUAUCUCUUGUGCAACCAUUACAUUAAAUGUAGUGAUUGCCGUUUGGAAAUAAAAAUCAAAGAAUUAAGUGCUAUUUUUGAGUAUUCGGCAGUGCAUUUCAAAGUCAUUG
Molecule: messenger RNA, 5053 nt
Organism: Cottoperca gobio
Lineage: Eukaryota; Metazoa; Chordata; Actinopteri; Perciformes; Bovichtidae
Product: potassium channel subfamily K member 10-like
Exons: 7
Coding region: 404-2128 (574 amino acids)
Biological process (GO): potassium ion transmembrane transport; stabilization of membrane potential
Cellular component (GO): plasma membrane
Molecular function (GO): outward rectifier potassium channel activity; potassium ion leak channel activity
Source: RefSeq, a predicted model, not a curated record